GAUGUCAGCAGAACCGGUGGUAUAUAAGAGGUUCCUGUUGAUGAGCAGCUGUCAUUGGUCGAGCGUCUCUUGGUCCAAUAAGUUCUCCGUGGAAGCUGCUCAGCCGCCGUCGUCGCCAUGUUCAAACGACAGCUUCUGAUAGUUCUUUUGGUGGGUGUGUGCUUCUUUGGCGUCAUAUACGCCACUGGCUGCGAACCUUCUUGCAUUGAUACAGCAUUCUACGGAACCAAGAAAUGUCUACCAGCUGGCAGCAUGGUUGAAGACCCGAUGAACUGCACGCAGUACUACUUUUGCCUGUCUAACUGUGCAGUUAUGGAACAUCCAGUGCCCUGCGACGGAGCAACCUUCAACCCUGAUACUGGCGCAUGCGAUGGACCGCCGGACUGCAAAGCCUCCUGUGACACAGGCAGCUGCCACCUCACCUGCAACGGGACGCUGGACAUGAUUAGCGAUCCACUCGACUGCAGCAAUUAUUACAUCUGCCUCCCGGGCGAAAUCAGAGGACCCUUCACUUGCCCAGCCAGUGCGCCCUUUUUCAAUGGAGAAACCUGUGUGAUUGAGAACAGCGAGUGCUGCGAGGGAAGCUGCUUGCCUUUUUGUUCAUCGGCAGGCGUGCAAAUUCCUGAUCCCUUAGACUGUAAGAAGUAUUACAUCUGCGUUACAGGGGGGGAACUAGCAUCGGAAGAUUUCCAUUUCACUUGCAACUCUGGCAAUUUCGACAUAGCUCAGGGGUUAUGCUCAGACACCGCAGAAUGUAAAGUGUUAUGUCCGGGCGGUGUCCCUGGUGGAGCCACAACCGCGGCCGGUAGCACUGCCGUUUCCUCUGCCCCAUCAGUCACGCCGUCCGGCGACUGUCAAGACUCUCUCACCUGCACUGCAGUUGGCAAUGUCGCCAAGUGCAUCACAUGCCAGCCGGAAUAUUUCCACUGCUCAGCCGUAGGACAGCCAGGGGUCAGCCAGACGUGUUCGGGCGACCUAGUGUUUAACCCGAUCCCCAGUUUCCCGUACUGCGUCUUACCCUCGAACUGCCCUUACACUCCACCGCUGUAGGACGGAUCCUUCGUCUCUUUGCAGGCCUUUUGUUUUACGACAUGGAAAGCCAUUGAGAAGUUCUAAAUAUAAAAUGAAUGAGAAAAAGAAAAUUGUUAAGUAUCAAUAACAUGAAAAGAUUUUAAUAUGCAAAUCUGAAUAGAAUGCAUCUACUAUAUAAUUUUUGUAACUCUUGAUUAAUUGAGCUUAAAUAAACAUUGCAUAUC
Molecule: messenger RNA, 1256 nt
Organism: Penaeus chinensis
Lineage: Eukaryota; Metazoa; Arthropoda; Malacostraca; Decapoda; Penaeidae
Exons: 2
Coding region: 118-1050 (310 amino acids)
Cellular component (GO): extracellular region
Molecular function (GO): chitin binding
Source: RefSeq, a predicted model, not a curated record